UUUUAGCUAAUCAUCUUCUUCUAUCAACCAAUUGUCAACUGAACUUGACCAUUUUCUAAAUAGAAAGAAAUGUGAUUGAAGAAAUUGAUAAACAUGUCGAGUAUGUUUUCCUUGGCAAUGUUAUCACAUCCAGUAGCUUAUGAAUGGCUACUGAAAAGAGAAGAGCCUAGCAUAUCUUCUGCUUUCCUUUCUUCCGCAAUGGUAUUGAGACACAGAAUGGUUAUCGAUAAUGACUUGAAGACGGUCGAACAAUUAUUCGUUUGUGUGGGAGUCGUCAACAAUAUGCUCAUAGGAUAUUCGUUUUCAAACUAUCACUUGGUACUCUCUUCUCAGUGGAUUCCCACUUGUAAAGCUAUAUGUAGGAGAUUCGCUUAUGACCUCAUCAGAAACGAAUUCUUAGAGUUACACUGGUUCCCUGAGAACCAAACUGUGUUGGCUAGUUGGUUCCAAUUUACUUCUAGUCGCUUUCGAAUCAGAUAUCUCGUAUUAUAUGAAGCACCACCACCUGGGAAACUACCUUGCAAACUGUUGAGGAGUUUAGAAGUUGUUGCUGAGAGAUUACCUUCUAGUCAAUGUUUCACUGACUCUCAAGCAAGACAACUAGUAGAUGAUGGAUUGCAACCCUCGUGGUUCGACUUGGAACAAAACUGGUCCAUAUUUCCACCGGGUAGUUUGGAAUCUCAAAGACACUUGGGAGUAUUUUACGGUACCGCACGACAAACGGAAUAUGAUUCGCAGAGUUCUUUUACAAUGGAUUGUUUUCGAACCUUUCGACAAUGUAUUCAUGUGAUGAAACAAAGACGACACAAAACAGAAAAAAAACAAACUUUAAAAACAGUGGAAAUUCCAAUAUUUCAAGUAGCAGAUGCUGACUUGGUGAUAAAGGAAUUCUUGUUAUUGGAAAGAUAUUAUCUUCAUGGAAAACGAGGGGAUCGCUGGUUGGAUGAAAACUCCAGUCCUGUAGAAAAGAGGAGAAGAAGAAGACUUAUUUUAGACACAAAGAGAAAGUUUCCUAAAGAAAAACUUUCAAUGGAUGGGUUUCAAGUAGCCAAAGCUUUGGGGAAUUCUCUUAAAAGACGAAUAUGGGAAAGGAGUGGCACUAGUCACACAAACUCUACAGAAAUAGAAAACGAAGACUUGAAGAAUCUGUUGGUGCAAUUAUGUCCUGAAGGAGUUUGCUUUAGAUAUAUUUCUUCCUAUCGUGAUGAUUUGGAAUAGUUUUCUAUGGAACACACAACCUAAGUGAAAUGUUGAUUUCACAAAGGUUGAUAGAUAUUUGCAUGCGUGUAUGUAAUAUAAUUGUCUGU
Galdieria sulphuraria is the source of this 1307-nucleotide messenger RNA. RefSeq lists its product as uncharacterized. The coding region runs from base 94 to 1218 and encodes 374 amino acids. Lineage: Eukaryota; Rhodophyta; Bangiophyceae; Galdieriales; Galdieriaceae. The record is from RefSeq and is a predicted model, not a curated record. The transcript is spliced from 3 exons.